Arabidopsis thaliana (thale cress) is the source of this 3211-nucleotide messenger RNA. RefSeq names its product myosin-binding protein (Protein of unknown function, DUF593). Bases 209 to 2458 code for a protein of 749 amino acids. Gene Ontology annotation, molecular function: myosin XI tail binding; myosin binding. The record is from RefSeq and is marked reviewed. NCBI's taxonomy places the organism in Eukaryota, Viridiplantae, Streptophyta, Magnoliopsida, Brassicales, Brassicaceae. Gene Ontology annotation, cellular component: endomembrane system. The transcript has 4 exons.
UUUUUUUUCUCUGACUCUUAGCUUCAUUUCCAUUUUCAUAUAUAUAAUGUUGUCAAAUUCAAAUUAAAAUAAAAUAAAAAAGUGUCACUAAUGGUCGGUCCGAUUUCUCCGGCUAACUUACUUAAGCUGACAAGUCUUUCUCCUCCUUCCUAACUUCGUCCCCCACACAAAUCUCUCUAUCUCUCUCAAGCUUUCUUUAUCGUCGUCUAUGGCGGCUAACAAAUUCGCGACUCUGAUUCAUCGGAAAACAAACCGAAUCACUUUAAUCCUCGUAUACGCUUUUCUCGAAUGGUCACUCAUUUUCUUCAUUUUGCUCAACUCUCUCUUUUCUUAUUUCAUACUCAGAUUCGCUGAUUAUUUCGGUCUUAAACGUCCUUGUCUCUUCUGCUCUAGACUCGAUCGUUUCUUCGAUGCUUCUGGUAAAUCUCCUUCUCAUCGAGAUCUUCUCUGCGAUGAUCAUGCUCUCCAAUUACAUUCAAAACCUGUUGAAGAAUCUAAUUGUGGUUUCGGAGAAUUUCACAAUGAUUUGGUUCAUCGUGGUUGUUGCGUAGAGAAGAUAAGUUCGUCACUAUGUGCUCCGAUUGAGUCUGACUUUGGGAAUUUAGAUUAUCCAAUUGGAGAUGAAGGUCAGAUUUACAAUGGUCUUAAGUUUCCUCGAUCGAUCUUCGUCUUUGAAGAAGAGAAAGUAGGAUCUGUAAAUUUGAAUGAUUCUCAGGAAGAAACAGAGGAGAAGAAAGUUCCCCAAUCUCAUGAGAAACUUGAAGAUGAUGAUGUUGAUGAGGAGUUUUCAUGCUAUGUAUCAAGCUUCGAUUGUAAGAACAAAGAAAUUGCAACAGAGAAGGAAGAAGAAAACAGAGUGGAUCUACCUAUAGAGGUGGAAACUGCAGAAUCAGCUCCGAAAAACCUCGAGUUCUAUAUUGAUGAAGAAGACUGUCAUUUGAUUCCAGUUGAAUUCUAUAAACCGAGUGAAGAAGUUCGAGAGAUUUCCGACAUUAACGGAGAUUUUAUCCUCGAUUUCGGCGUUGAGCAUGAUUUCACGGCGGCGGCGGAGACGGAGGAAAUCUCCGACUUUGCUUCGCCGGGUGAAUCGAAACCGGAGGAUGCAGAGACGAAUCUAGUUGCUUCGGAAAUGGAAAACGACGACGAAGAAACAGACGCAGAGGUUUCUAUAGGUACAGAGAUUCCUGAUCAUGAGCAAAUCGGAGAUAUUCCUUCUCACCAGCUCAUUCCUCACCACGAUGACGAUGAUCAUGAGGAGGAAACGUUGGAGUUCAAAACAGUAACGAUUGAAACCAAGAUGCCAGUCUUAAACAUCAACGAAGAGCGGAUUUUAGAAGCUCAAGGCUCGAUGGAAAGCUCGCAUAGUAGUCUACAUAACGCUAUGUUUCACUUAGAGCAAAGAGUAUCUGUUGAUGGUAUUGAAUGUCCUGAAGGAGUACUCACUGUUGAUAAGUUGAAGUUUGAGUUACAAGAAGAGAGAAAAGCACUUCACGCGUUAUACGAGGAGCUGGAGGUAGAGAGGAAUGCGUCUGCUGUUGCUGCCAGUGAAACAAUGGCGAUGAUCAAUAGGUUGCAUGAGGAGAAAGCUGCGAUGCAGAUGGAAGCGUUGCAGUAUCAGAGAAUGAUGGAGGAGCAAGCUGAGUUUGAUCAAGAAGCUUUGCAGUUGUUGAAUGAGCUUAUGGUGAAUAGAGAGAAGGAGAAUGCUGAGCUUGAGAAGGAGCUAGAGGUGUAUAGAAAGAGAAUGGAGGAGUAUGAAGCUAAAGAGAAAAUGGGGAUGUUGAGGAGGAGAUUGAGAGAUUCCUCUGUUGAUUCGUAUAGAAAUAAUGGCGAUUCUGAUGAGAAUAGCAAUGGAGAGUUACAGUUUAAGAACGUUGAAGGGGUUACGGAUUGGAAAUAUAGAGAGAAUGAGAUGGAGAAUACGCCGGUGGAUGUUGUACUUCGUCUUGAUGAGUGUUUAGAUGAUUAUGAUGGAGAGAGGCUUUCGAUUCUUGGGAGAUUGAAGUUUCUUGAAGAGAAACUCACAGAUCUUAAUAACGAAGAGGACGACGAGGAGGAGGCUAAAACGUUUGAGAGUAAUGGUAGCAUCAAUGGAAAUGAGCAUAUUCAUGGCAAAGAAACAAACGGGAAGCACAGAGUUAUCAAGUCAAAGAGAUUACUUCCCCUGUUUGAUGCGGUCGAUGGAGAGAUGGAAAACGGGUUAAGUAACGGAAACCAUCACGAAAACGGGUUUGAUGAUUCGGAGAAGGGUGAGAAUGUGACGAUAGAAGAAGAAGUGGAUGAGCUUUACGAGAGGUUAGAAGCUCUAGAGGCAGAUAGAGAGUUCUUAAGACAUUGUGUUGGUUCAUUGAAAAAAGGAGACAAAGGUGUACAUCUCCUCCAUGAGAUUCUGCAACAUCUUCGUGAUCUAAGGAAUAUCGAUCUUACUCGCGUCAGAGAAAACGGAGACAUGAGUUUAUGAGUUUGAUUUUGAGUUUUGGGUUUGAGUCCACUCUUUGCAUAGUGACACAAAGAACAAGAAAAAUCAUACAGGUAUGGAAGUGACAUGUUGCUUGUGAGGCAAGGAACAACGACAAGGUUUCAGAUGAAGAAGAAAACGUUCUCAGAAUAAAAGUAUUUUAAGUAUAUACUCUGAGGAAAAGUGUCAGAUCAGAAUGUUCGUCUUUCUUCGUUCAUUUUCAUUAUUAUAAGUUUUGUUUUUUAUAUUGAAGAUUUAUUUAGAGAGAGGGAAGUGUCAGUAUAAUUUCACUUUUAUAUUUUAUAUUUGGGAGUUGUCUUUAUGAGUGGUGGUAAUAGAAAAAGGUAGAAUGAUGAGUGUAUGUGUGUGUAGUGUAGUGUAGUUGAGUACUAGUACUUAGUAAGGUGAGCUAUUGGUAUAAAAAAAAUGCCAAAGGCAAGCUGUCAAAUUUCUUGGAUGUUUGUGGCAGAGCUGGAAUGAUUUCAGCAAAGAUGCCAACACCAAUGUACAUAUGCCUUUUUGGACUUUUUAGAACAUUUAGAAAAUUUCUGGGCGACUUUAGAAUUAUUGCUUUUAGGUGGGGUAAGUAACCUCUUCAUUUGUAAUUUUGUUUUCUUCUUUCGGUUGUAUAUGUAACUUGUAGCUAUUUACGCAUGUACUCUCGAAUUUGGUCGUAUUAAUUUGCUUUUGCGUUUUAUGACAGUUGUUUGUGUUACGAAGAAAGGAUAUGAACCUAGGUCUAGAUUCUCUUGGUUA